Plasmodium vivax (malaria parasite P. vivax) is the source of this 8963-nucleotide messenger RNA. RefSeq lists its product as hypothetical. NCBI's taxonomy places the organism in Eukaryota, Apicomplexa, Aconoidasida, Haemosporida, Plasmodiidae. The transcript has a single exon. The coding region runs from base 60 to 8963 and encodes 2967 amino acids. The record is from RefSeq and is a predicted model, not a curated record.
CUCCCCCGCGCUCCUUUUUCGCCAUUGUAAAUACCAGACAAGCGAGAGUUGCAAAGGAGAUGGCGUCUCACGGGAGGAAGAGGAAGAACUACGAGGAUCGGGGCGACCGCAGUGACGUGUGCGACCGGCAGGAGCGGAAUGAGCGGAAUGAGCGGCACGAUCGGGGUGACCGCCUAGACCGCCAGGACCGCCACGACAGGGAAAUAAUUUACGACCAAAUAUACUCCACGCCCAGGAAGAACAAGCCGAGGUGCAUGGUCGUGUCAAACUACAAGGACAACUUGCUGAGCUACUUCGAGAGCAUCAUAAACGUCGAAAAUAAGGGAACCCAUUUCAGCAACAAAUGGUACAUCCAUUUUUACCGAGUCUGCCUGUAUAAUGAGAAGCUCUAUGCAGGUGGCUCCGCUUCGGCGGCCGAGGGGGGAGGAGCUCCAGGGAGUAAUGGAAAGAACAACACAAAUGUGAGUAAAAAAAAUAUCGACAAAUUGAUCAUCGAAUAUAACGUGGAGGAAGUCCUUCGGAAGGUGCAAACUUUAGUAGUGAGAAAAUUAGAUUGUGAAAAUUUGUACUAUCAAAAAAUUCUAGUAAUUGUGUGCCUCCUUUUUGACUUCUUCCAAAAUAAGAAGCACGUGAAUGUAAGGACGCUAAAACAUUUGGAAGGUGAGGAGGAAGAGGACGAGGGGGGGGAAGCGACAACCGGAAAGGAGGCAAAUACCCAGUUAGCAAAUGAACGUUCUGAAGGAGAUCACACAAAUGGGAAAAGAAAUUCUCGCACGAAGGAGUCAAAGAAAAGGUCCAGAACAACAUCCGUAGCGGCCAACUCGUCCAAUUACGGAGAUGACGAUUACGAUGAGGUAAUGAGCAAUCGAAGGGGCAGCAGCAAAUAUGAAGCUGAAAUGGAAGUAGAUGUGAGGAAGAAAAAACACCUCAGACAAAAGCAUUUCCAAAAUGAAAGUCAAAAAAAUUACUACAUCAUAGAAUUUAAAAACUUACUCUUUAAUGAAAAAAAAAAAUUUAACAAUAUAGAAAUAUUUUACCACAUCACAAACUUCAUCAUACACAAGUAUUGGUACUCAUCCGAAUUUGCAAGGUACAACGUUUUUGUUUGGUUUUUAAAUUACCUGAAUAAUAGGUUGGAGAUCAAAAAGAGUAUUAACAAGAUAAAUGAGCAGCUGGAAAUGUUCAUCAACCUGCAUCCCAAGAUUUUUAACAUUUCACAUGCCAAGAAGAGGAGGAAGAAAAACACCCACCAUAUGAGUGCCAGCAAUAGCAGCUAUCACAUGGCUGGCUUAGGACCCGGAGCGGUUGCCUCCACCUCCAACCACAAUAGCGGUGGUCAUCACUUUGAAAAUGGCGUCUUAGACUACCCGAACCUUAAAAAUAGGAACAGACAGCUGGGCGGGGGAUUUCCCGAUGCCACUAAUUUGGAUAACAAAAGCAAAUCUUCAAAUGGGGAAAAUAUUAACAAGGUUAACACGUUCAGUCAUUUUGUAAGUUCCACCAAUGUGGGUAGCACAGGUGGUAUUGGCGGCACCGGCUUUUUCGGUGCUCCGAGUGGCAGCGCUCCGAGUGGUGGUCUGCAAAUUUCCACCACGAACGUGACCGCGAGCGGAAGCAACAACAAUAGCAGCAAUAGCAACCCAUUCAAAGGAUUUAACCAAAGCAACAACAUAUUUAGCAGCAACAAGGGUAAUGAAAGCAGCUUGUUCAGGAAGAGCAGCAACACCACCCCGUCUAGCGGCGCCAACCUGUUUGGCAGUACCACUCAGUCUAGCGGCACCAAUCUGUUUGGCAGCACCGCCCCGUCUAGCGGCACCACCCCGUCUAGCAGUACCAACCUGUUUGGCAGUACCACUCAGGCUAGCGGCACCAACCCGUUUAGCAGUACCACCCAGUCAAGCACCUCCAACCCGACUAGCACCACCAACACAUCCGCGGCGACGUCUCUCUUUGGAGGUUCGCUAAGCAAUAAUUCGAUCCAGCACCCCCCCGGAAAUAGCACCGUGCCAAAGUUCACCAACGCCUUUUCUGGAGUUCUGAACGCGCAAGAUAACUCCAGCGCCACGUGCGCGAACCCCAGCGGUAACAAUCCCCUGUCGGGGAGCCUAUUUGGAAUGAAGAGCAGCCUAACUAGCAGUAACACCUUUGGCAGUCCAAACAGUGGUACCCUAGGCAAUCAAACCGCUUCUACCAUUGGCAAUCAAACUACUGCUACCCUUGGCAACAGUCUUAUGAACAACCUGUCGAAUCAAACGACCAGCAUUUUUAAUCCCAAAAAUAACUCCUCAUCGGAAACGUCAAACAUGAACCUCUCCUCCAGCAGUAACAGCCGCAUCUUUGGUUUCGAGAAAAAUACACAAGGCACUUCCCUCUUUGGAAAUGCCGCGGGGAAGAACCAAAGCAAAGGUCUCUUUCCCUUUGGAAAUAACAGUCAAGUUGGGAACCAGGACAAGGACAGUAUGCAGUUGGGUUCCUCUUCUGGAGGUAACCCUAUGUCUAUUUUUGGCCAAAAGAGCAAGGGAGAUUCGACCUUUUCGCUCAUGCCAGGGGGGGGUACCUCGGCUAGCAGCAUUGGCGGGGGGAGCGGCUUAGGCGGCACCAACACCCUUAGCGGGGGUAGCGGCUUGGGCGGUACAAACACCUUUGGGGGGUUCGGACGGGGAGGCGGCGCAAGCGGCGGAAGCCUCAUGAACAGCGGCACAGGCGUGUCGUUGAAGCCGAGCCCCGGUUUUCAGGGCGCCCUUGGUGCUCAGAAGGAGGGAUUUUUUGGGGGCGCCAAGCCGAACGAGAACAUUUUCGGCACGAGUGGCGCGGGCACAGGCGCAGGCGCGGCCGCCAACCAGACCAACAUUUUUGGGAUGCAGCUCAGCAGCGCCGCCAACCACAGUCCGUUUAGCAAGGCCGCCGGCGGGAUUGGCGGGAUUGGCGGGAUUAGCGGGAUUAGCGGGAUUAGCGGCAGUGUCAGCGGCAAUGCGAGCGGGAGUAUUGGCGGAAAUGUGAGCGGAAGUAUUGGCGGCAGUCUCGGGCUGAAUGGCCCCCCCGGGGGCGCGGGCGGCUCCCUCGGCUUCGGCUCCAGUCUGGCCCCAACCCCAGGCGCGACCAUUGGCAUGGGGAAUAACCUGUCGCAGGGCAACCCAAGUGGGCCGCACUUCCAACCGAUGGGCACAACCCCAAGUGCAAACAACUUGGCGAACCUCUUUAACAGCGAAAGUGGUUCGAAGGAGUUAUUCAAAGAUUUGAAGCUUUCCACGGAUACGGGACAAAAGUUUAGUGUAAAUAAAAAGCCGCUUUUCUCGAAGAGGGUGAAGAACAAUACUCUCCUAACCCCCAACAGUAACGCAAAUCCAGAAAAUAAUAUUUUCAGUUCAAAUUAUGUGAAUAAGGAUAGCUUGUUGAUUAACCAGGAUAAACCCAUGAAGGUUAUUUUUGGGCAGAACAAGAGUAGCAGCGCGGUGGAUCCUCCCCCCCCCGUAGGAGGAGCGGGUGCGCCCCCUCUGGGAGGUACAAACUUGUUUGGAAGCACCAUCAGCGGGAGUACCAUCAGCGGGAGUGGAGGCAUAAACGACAGUGGCAGUAACAACCAGGAGAAGGCCAAUAACCUCUUUAACCAAAGCAGCAAUCAGAUGGGAAACAAAAUUACCUUCAACGCAGCUUCGAGCAGCAGCAUGGGGCAGAGCAAUAGCACCACCACCACCUUUGGGAAGAGCACCGGCAGUAACCUGUUCGGAAGCAGCAGCAGUAAUUUAUUCCAGAGCGGCACGAACAAUCUCUUCGGAAAUAAUCAACCCAGUGGAAGUACAAACAGUAGUAACAAUAAUAAUAAUAAUAAUAACCCCUUUGGAGGGAGCCCCUUUUUCACCCCCCCAGAUGGAACCAAAAAUGAUCCCCACAAUAACAACCCCGGUUUGGCUAUUCCAGUGAAAAAAUUAACACUCGAGGAGAGGAAGAGGAAAACAGCCAAAAGUAAUAUGCUCUCUUUGUUUUCGAAUAACAAAAUGGGGACCUCCACGGAUACGAAUAAUGCGGUUGACACUUCCCUGGGUGCGUCCUUGUCGAAUGGUUUGCUUGGCAAUAGAAGUUCGACGGGCGCCAACCCCUUCAGUUUUAGCAGCACUUCGGUGGAUAGCGUCUCCAAGGGGGGCACCUCCGCCAACACCGCUACCGCUACCACGGCCAACGAUGCGCCCGGUGGUACCUCCCUGUUUGGGCAGAACAGAGGCACCGGCAGCAACAGCGUCGCACUGGGCGCGCCGCAAACAACUUGGGGCGACAAAAAAGCAUCCAUCUUCGGCUCAGCCACGUCUGCCUCAAAUGAAGGAAGUGGUGCCGCCGCUAACGCAGCGAAUAAGGAGGGAAAUGGAGACACCACCGCGACCACGCCCUCAACGAACCCCAUCAGUGGUAAUAACCCCAAUGAGAAAGGCACCUUCCAGACAGGCAUGAAGAGCAGUUUGUUUCCCUUCGCUUUAAACAAGACGGGGGAAAACACCACCGCAACGACGGAGAAGGAGAAACCCAAAAGUGGAAUAUUCGGUUUUGGAUCUCUAGAAGUAAAGGGCGAGCAAAAGGAGGAGCCAAAGGGGGGGGAUAAAAAUGACCUCCCAGAGAAAGACAAAGGAGGUGAAGACAAAUUGUCUAGGAAAAACGAAAAAGACAACUUUCAAGUUUUUGGCAGUGCAUUUGUAUCGUCUAUAAAUGGGCAGAAUAAAGAUGCGAGUGCUAAAGGAAAUGAUUCUGUUCCUUCCCCUUUCGGCUUUGGCAAAACAAAAAUGGAAGAAAAUAAAACGAGCGCUUCUCCCUUCGUUUUUCCAUCGAAUAAGGAAGACAGGAGUUCGACGCCCAUUUUUGGCCUUCCCAGCAAAACGUCGUCCUUUAACGAAUUGCAGACGGGGGAGGAGAAAAACAAAACGUCCGUUUUUUCCGUCGGGGGGGAGAGCAAGCAGGGGGACCUUUCCGGUGCGCAGCCCGAGCGAUCCGACGUGUUUAAGUUUAGCGCCACUGGGGUGGGCACUGACGGAAGCGCGGUUGGUGCGAAUGUGGGCGGCUCGUUUGGGAGCGGCGCGUUUGGAAGCACCCCGUUUGGGAGUGCCCCUUUUGGAGGUGCCCCCUUUGGAAGUGCCGCCCCCAAGACAGGCUCCCUGUUCGGCGGCCCAGUGGAAAGCGGCGCAAACGUUAGCGACCACAUAAACUACGACGAUGUGAAGAACAGGAAGAGGAGGAGGAACGUAGACAUGGAGGACCAGGACGAAGCGGCCAAGUCGAAGGGGAGAGACUCCACAGAUGAGACGAAUCAGUGGGGGGGUGACAACUCGAGGAGGAAAGGACCGAGUGGAAGCCAUUUUGGUGAUGAAAAAAACGAUGAAUUAAGCACCGACAGUUUGUUCUUCAAAAAGAGCAAAUUGGGGAGCGCCCUAAAUGAUACCAAAAAUAUUUUAAACACGUUAAAAUUUGAUAACAUCCCAAGCAAGGACAUGCUAAGUGCGUCUCUUAACGAAACGAGUUUAAGUGCCCGAGAGAACAACUUAAUCGAGAGGGGGGUUCUGAAUGUUAGCGCUUCUCCAUGGGAUAGCAAAGAGGAGGGAGGCAGUCCGACAAAGGAUAAAACUGGGAGUGGUAUGCCGUCCAGUGGGUUUUUCCCCCCCACAGGAGGUGAUGCCUCCCAUUUUGGCCUCCGAAAUACGCUGAGUAACCAGCUAACCGCAGAGACGAACAAUACAAGCGGUGGACCAGCACCUUUUAAGCAAUCGAGUGAACCGAACCAUGGAAGUAUGGAAGAAUCGAAUCUGCCAUUUGGCACUCGUGAGGGGAACCACUUUUUGGACGACCAGGCGAAGAAAGGAGCGAAACAGGACGAACUGAAUGACCAGGAAAGAUUAAAAAUGAAUAACUACCUGAUGCGGGAGACGAACGAUGGAGGUAGUGACGUGGAUGGUGACCUGGAUCGUGAUGGAAAGGAAGGCAAAAAUGCGAAGAAGGACCACUUGGUGACGGACAAGAAAAGCCUAAAUCGAAUUGUAGCGUAUAACAAGAGAAUAUCUUUCGAUGAUAUAGAAGUGGACUUAGACAAAGACGUCAUCGACUUGAAUGACUUGAGACAGAAUCUAUUUUUGUGUGUUCUAAAUUUUCACUUAAAUUACUGGGCGGAGAAAGUUAUCCUCUUCUACCCCCACAAUGAAAAAAUUAACAAAUUUUGUAAUCGCAUUAUGAAGAUAAAGAACGAAUUUGAUGAAACGUAUAACUUUAACCUAUUUGAGCAAAUCCACAUGUUAGCGAAAAAGAUGCUGAAGAGGAUAGACCGCAACUGCUGCAUCUACGAAAGUGUGCUGUUCCUUUCGGCCGAGAAUCUCUACGUCCUGAAGAACGCCAAGCUGUCUCUGUUCGAGGCCUUCAACGUAUAUCACUUUUGGUUUCAAAGAAAUAGCCUCGAUGUGAAAAAAAACUUCCAGAAUUUUAUGUACACCAAUAAGAUUUACCCCUCCUACUUGAACUACUAUAUGAAUCUUUAUAAGAACCACAAGUCGUUUAAUUAUAAGUACACGCAGGGGGGGGGAGAGACCGAGGGGAAGCGCAAGGGAAGUGCAAAGAAGAAGAAGAUGAAGCAGCUGGACCAGGAGGGGGAACGCGGCAGCGACUCGGCCAGCAACUCGGCGAGCAAUUCGGCCAGCAACUCGGCGAGCAAUUCGGCGAGCAAUUCGACGGACCGGGAGGAGCCGAACGGCAGUGCCGGCUCGUCGGGCAGCUCGGCGCGCCCCCGCGACGGCGACUCCAGCAGCCAGGGGGAGGCGGACAGUGAAGGAAGCGGCGCAGGGAGUAGCGGUAGAAGUAGCGGUAGAAGUAGCGGUAGAAGUAGCGGUCGAAGUAGCGCCCGAAGUAGCUCCCGAAGCUGCCGUGGAGGCAGGCGCGCGAAGAGGAAGGGCAGGGCCAGGAAGGGGAGCGCCGAGCGCAAGGAGGACAGCCUGAUCGAAAUCCUCAACUCGAACAGCAGCGACGUGUCGGACGUGAUGGACAACGGCAACAAGGAGGAGCCCCUGAACAUGCACAUCAAGGAGAAGUACCUCUAUCUGUCUAAGGGGAAGGCCAGAAAGAACAAACUCUUCCUGCCCUCGCACAUAAGGGUUAAGAAGCUCAGUGCAUGCGAGUGCAUACUGCUGGAACUUAUCCUCAAGAGAGACAUACUCAACGUUUUAAAGAAGUACAAAAUUUUUAAAACGGAAAAAUAUGAAUACCUCUAUGUGAACCUCAUAGCAAUGUUGAAGCAUUAUAAUUAUUUCUCCCUAGAGAAGGAGAAUGAAAUAAGUAAGAGCUCCACCUCCACCAGCGCAACGGUGAGUGGAGUUGCCGGUGAAGCGGGUGAAGCCCACACCGGUGAUGCUGGUGCGGGAACAUCUCUCCCCCCGUUGGGCCAGAACAAACCGAACAGCCAGUUGAAGAAGCUAUCAAACCAUCUGACCUCAAAUUGUAUGAACACAAAAAAUGAUAAAAUUAAUAUCCUCAAAAAGAUAUGCGAUAGGAAUUUGCUAUACUACAUAAACAUGCAGUUAAAGAACAUUACCCACUUGAUAAGCUUCAACGAAAUGGAAAUCGCCUGCGUGUACCUGAAUCAUAUAAAAAAUAAUUUGUAUGUCAUGUUCCAGAUGCCUAUUCUUCUCUACAAUACCCUCUUCGACAGAAUCAUCACCUCGUAUAAUGACUACAUCGUAAUGGAAAACUUCUUCAACAACUCUUGCCUGUAUAACGACUUUCGCUAUGAAAAUAUUUUCAAAACGAAGGUUGCCUAUAUGCUCAUGAAGAAAUUUUUCCACUUAGACGACACGGAGAACUGCAUUCGAUUCGCCCUCUACUUUGAGAGCAUUCGCACAAAGGCUCCACGAAAUAACAUCUACAAUGAUUAUAUUUUUCAUAAAAACUUGGUGAGUGCCUACAUCAAGGUGCAUGAAGAUAUCGUGCCGGAGGAGUGGAUCCAGGCGCAGACUUCCAACAACAGCGAGCUGAGCGACCUGCACGACUCGGAAUACCUCGACUACUACUCCUUCUUCUUCAAGGACAUCUCCAAGUAUAUAAAGUUCCACAUCAUGCAGAAGAUCGUCUGCGGCAACAUUUUCAGCCUGCGCAGGCGGGACUACACGAACGCGCAGGAGGGGGGUAGCGGCGUGACCAGCGGUGUGGUUAGCGGUGUGGUUAGCGGUGGGGCUAGCGGCGGGGUUAGCGGUGGGGCUAGCGGCGCUGCAGGUGGCGAGGCGAGUGAAGUAACCGCUGGAAUGACCAGCGGCGCGAACGCCCCCGCCGGGGAGACGACCCCCCCGCAGAGCGCCUGCGAAGACAACUUCGCGUGCUACUUCGUAUACAUGGUGAACCGCUCCAUCCUGGACGACCUCAUCAACCUGUACGCGUCCAAGGGCGACUACUUCUACAAGAGAAUCUCAGCCACCCUCAUCAACAGCUCCUUCGUAAAGGAAUACGAAAAGACGCACAACAAACAUUUCCACAUGCACGUUCAGGUAGCCAAUAUAAACCACUUUAUGAAAACGAACUUUUUCGAAUACAUCAAUUUUUUCAAAAAAAAAGAACUCUACCACAUCGAUAAGACGAAAAAUGAAGAUGAAAUUAUGCAGAACUUAGUUAACGUUAUAAAAGGAAAUGGAAAAAAAAUUGUCCUAGUGAUUAACAUGCUCGUCGAAAUUAUUACCAAAAUGGAAAAAAAAGUUUUGAAGAAUGUCAACAUUUUUAUUACCAUCAAUUUGAGGAACUUAAUCAUCGACACUUUUUACCUCUUCAAGUACAUUUUCAACAAUAAGGAGUUUUCCCUCCACUUGGUGGAGGACAUGUACAGGAACGCCGUCACCUUUAAUGACCUUAUCAACUCCACCUUCUCGGACGACGUGCACUACUACCCCCGGGAGCAAAUAAAGGAGCUUUACACCUACAUCCGCCACAAGUUUACCAACCAAAAUUUGAUCGCCUGA